This is a messenger RNA of Paramuricea clavata, 1744 nucleotides long. NCBI's taxonomy places the organism in Eukaryota, Metazoa, Cnidaria, Anthozoa, Malacalcyonacea, Plexauridae. The record is from the annotation of a GenBank genome assembly.
AUGCCACGAUCUGCUUCAAAAUCUCGUAAACGAAAAUAUCAAGGUAAUCAGUGGUCACAGGGUAAAAAGAUCAAGUGUGGCGAUAGUGAUUUAACCAGCACAGACCAAGGUUCGACUUCAACAAGUCAUGCUAGUGCCUCGGCAAGGAAGUUGAGUAACCGUCUAAAACCUACAGCUAAAGCUAAUACAAAGGUAGAUGGAUAUCGUAUCUUUAGUCUUGAAAUACUUUCUAACGUGUUGAAACAAGUUGCUUGUCAAAACUGUAACGAAAGUUGUUUGUAUUUGGAAGAAGAUAAUAAAAGAAGGCAAGGGUGCUCAUCAUAUCUUAGUAUUGUCUGCUCUAGUUGUGAUUGGAAGCACUGUUUCUAUACUUCAAAAAAACUAAAUAAAGGUUUUGAAGUUAAUAAAAGGCUUGUCUAUGGCAUGAGAUUAAUAGGACAAGGAAGAGCUUCUGCCAAACGUUUCUGUGGGAUAAUGAAUAUGCCUUCUCCACCUAAAGCAAAUGCCUACUCUAAGAACAACAAAGCCAUUCUUAAAGCAGUUAAAACUGUUGCUGAGGAGAGCAUGAUGGAUGCCAGUGAUGAAAUCCAUGCACUAAAAGGAAGCUAUGAUGCUGGAAUCUCUCAAUGUGGAGUUUCUUGUGAUGAAACGUGGCAGAGAAGAGGGCAUUCAUCAAUGAAUGGCUGUGUGACGACACCCGGCAAGUGCCUUGAUGUCGCAGUAUUAAGUAAAGUGUGCCAAGGGUGUCAAAGACACAAGAACAGUGAUGAUCCCAAGGAAAAAUUAGUUUGGGAAGCUGAGCACAAGGAUAAAUGCAAAGCCAAUUAUUCUGGUUCUUCUGCUUCAAUGGAAACCGUGGGAGUUAGGAAAAUAUUUGGCCGCAGUCAAGAAAAGUACAAACUACAGUAUACGGAAUAUUUCGGCGAUGGGGACAGCAAAGGUUUCAGUGAGGUUCAGGACAUAUACAGCAAAGAGAAUGUUCAAGUGGUGAAAAAAGAAUGUGUUGGGCAUGUCCAAAAGCGGGUAGGAACUGCCCUUCGAAAACUUAAGAAGGAGAAUAAGGGACUAGGAGGGAAAGGAAAGUUGACAAAUGCUUUGAUUGAUCGGCUUCAAAAUUACUAUGGCAUUGCAAUUCGAAGCAAUGUUGGUAAUCUGGAGGCAAUGAAAAAAGCUAUUCAAGCUAGCCUAAUGCAUUGCAUAGCCUCAAAGAGAAGAAAUCUGCAUAUGCUUUGUCCUGCUGGUGCUGAUAGCUGGUGUCGCUUUCAACAAGAUCGGGCCAAAGGAACAGCUUUGUACAAAACAGGGCCAGGGUUGCCAGAUGAAAUAAUUAGUUUGGUAAGAGCCAUUUAUGAGAGGCUAAGUAAUGAUGCUUUACUUGAAAGGUGCUUAGAUGGAAAAACUCAAAACCAGAAUGAGUCAUUGAAUGGAAUGAUUUGGAAUCGCCUUCCGAAAGAAGUGUUUAUCGGAUCGGAGGUGUUGAAGCUUGGUGUUUAUGAUGCUGUGGCCCACUUUAACAUUGGCUCCCAAGCUGCUCUUAAUGUACUAGAGCUUCUAGGGAUUGAUCCUGGAACGUUUUUGUGUUGCUGAAUUAGAGCAACAAGAUCACGAGCGUGUGGAUAAAGCAGAGUUCAAGGCACAGGAAGAAAACAAAAAGAAAAGAAAAAUCAGGCGAGCACAAAAGAAGAAGAAUGCGGACAAAUGUUCCCAGAAAGAGGAUGUAACGUAUGCUGCUGGUGGAUUUUAA